Molecule: messenger RNA, 783 nt
Organism: Prorocentrum cordatum
Lineage: Eukaryota; Dinophyceae; Prorocentrales; Prorocentraceae
Source: the annotation of a GenBank genome assembly
CCGACCCUCCCGUCGGGGUUGCAGCUGCAGGCCUCGGGGUGGGUCGCCCAAGGCGGAGGCCAGCAUGCAGAUGCUUGGACGAAGUACUCGAAGGACGACAUCCCCAAGCUGCGCCUCAUCCAGGAGAGUUUCCAGAGCUUGGGAGAUUCGGCUCAGGCGGCGGUGUAUGCGUCCUACAUCGACAGGUUGCAGAAAGCGGGCCCGCGGGCGCCCACUGUUGGUGUGUGCCAGCAUGCCAUGCGUGAGGCCAGGCAGCAUUUGGAGAAGCGUGUUCGUGUCGCCGAGAACCUCCAAUGCCAGCUGGUUGAAGCUCAAAAGGCUGCGGUGCAAGCCAUGCGGGGGUUCGAGGCCUGCCAGGACAAGUACCACCAGGCGGUCAAGCUCCUCGCGUCGGAGGUGCCCCAGGCGGCGCCUCCAGCAGCUCAGGCGGAGGCGCCGCGCCACGGCCUCAGUCUGGAGAAGCUGCUGGACGGAGAAUCCUUCGAGAUCUUCGAGGACGACGGGCUCUUCGGCUUGGAGGCUGAAGGCGUCGAGGUCACCGACCCCGAGAAAGAGGAGGUGGCCGAGCGGAAGCAGGAGGUGGAGCAGACCAUCAGGCGUGCGGUCACCGAAGCGUUCGGGGCGGUACGUGUGCGCGCGCAGGAGCUGGUGGCGGAGCAGGAGGCACCGUCUCAGGAGUCGGUCGCCGCGGCCGUGGCUCUGGCAGGCCGGGGAGGUCUGCGCUCUCCAGUCGACGGCGGCGUGGAAGACCUGGCCAAGGACUACGCUGCCGCUACUCGCCUG